Messenger RNA from Colletotrichum costaricense, 939 nucleotides. RefSeq lists its product as uncharacterized. The transcript has a single exon. Lineage: Eukaryota; Fungi; Ascomycota; Sordariomycetes; Glomerellales; Glomerellaceae. The record is from RefSeq and is a predicted model, not a curated record. The coding region runs from base 1 to 939 and encodes 312 amino acids.
AUGGCCGAGACUUCUUUACUGGACAAAUUACCUGGAGAAAUCCGCAACAAGAUAUGGAAACUGAUCUGCACCCCGCCACCAUGCCCGCCAAACCGAGAGAGGUCCGGGCCGACAACAGGCAUCCUCAGCUGCAGCAAACGCCUCUCGCAAGAAUUCUCCUCAUUCCUCUUCCACCAAAACUCAAAUGGCGAAAUCCCGGAUCUCACCAUCGUCAUCACGACUACGUGUCGAAGAGACGCCUGGCUAUCGUUGGCAGUCGAGCCCGAGUGCACAGUGCCCGAAAAUUGUAUUCACUUCUACGAGCGUAUCGACAAAGCGCGAUGCUUCGACGUAAACGACAUGGACAACCCAGUCUUUGACGUUCUCCGCGAAGCACAACAGAUCAACAUGGUUCACGUCCGCUUCGACGGCCCCUGGUUCGUCAACGAGGCGCCACUGUAUUCGCUGCCGGGGACGCGCAGAGCUCGAUUUGGAGAGGAUCCGAUUUACGAUGUAGAAGCCUUCUGGCGGCAGUGGGAUGUUCCGUUUCUUUGUCACUGGGCUAAAGCACGGGACGUUGCUCGGCUACUCGGGUCGUUUCAGAGGAUCGGAAAGAUGGCGAUACAUUUCAACGAUUGGCGUCGGGAUGGUCGAAGGGACGGCAAAAAGUAUUGGCAUGCAAUACCAUUCUACACCUCUAUCAAGGACUCGGAGCUGAGGACUCCGAUCAGGCUGUGGCGGCUGCUGAUAGAUUGCUUCUUGCAAGGGGAUGGAGACGGAAUGAAUAUGCUGAAUCUGGGUUUCAUUGAAUGCGAGACCCGAUUCGGCAUCAUUAAGUUUCCCACUAAAAAUCAGCCUGAGGGAGAGCUGACCACGGCGAUGGCUUGGCUGAUCGACUCGAGGGGCUUGGGCCGAUCAAGAAACCACAAACUCUUGAAGAAGCCCCCAAGCACCGUGUAA